AUCCACACACACACACAUCUCUCUCUAUAUAACCCUAAGUGUUUGGAGAUAGCAUCACUAGAGAACACACACACAAAGCAUCAAUAUUUGUCUGAACGGAGAAUGAGUCCUGUGGCUUCAACGAGGUGGUGUCCGACGCCGGAGCAACUGAUGAUCUUGGAAGAGAUGUACCGGAGUGGUAUACGGACUCCGAAUGCGGUGCAGAUACAACAGAUCACAGCUCACUUGGCGUUCUAUGGAAGAAUCGAGGGCAAAAACGUCUUUUACUGGUUCCAGAACCAUAAGGCUAGAGAUAGACAGAAGCUGAGGAAGAAACUAGCCAAGCAACUUCACCAGCAACAACAUCAACUUCAACUCCAACUUCAGCAGAUCAAACCAAAACCAAUAUCAUCGAUGAUUUCUCAACCAGUUAAUAAGAAUAUCAUCGAUCAUCACAAUCCUUAUCAUCAUCACCAUCAUAAUCAUCAUCAUAAUCAUCAUCGUCCAUAUGAUCAUAUGUCCUUUGAUUGCUGCUCUCAUCCUUCUCCCAUGUGUCUUCCUCAUCAGGGAACUGGAGUAGGAGAAGCUCCAAGCAAAGUGAUGAAUGAAUAUUACUGCACCAAAAGUGGAGCUGAAGAGAUAUUGAUGCAAAAAUCAAUCACGGGUCCAAACUCAUCGUACGGUCGAGAUUGGAUGAUGAUGAUGGAUAUGGGCCCACGACCAUCAUAUCCCUCAUCAUCAUCAUCACCCAUUUCAUGUUGUAACAUGAUGAUGAGCAGUCCAAAGAUACCAUUGAAAACCCUGGAACUUUUCCCAAUCUCAUCUAUCAACUCCAAACAAGACAGUACCAAACUUUAAAGAAAAGACAACAAAUACAAAAGAGAUUCUGCAGGUGUUUCAUUCAUGUAUCACUGUAUGAUGUGUCAAAGGCUAAGAAGAAAACACGUGUACUUGAGGGUAAAGUAAUAGCCGUUGGAUAUAAUUCGUUGAAUAACUACAAAUCUCUCUCUCUCUUCUUUCAUAUGUCUCUAUCUCCGCAGUAGAACUAAUGGGUACUUUUCUUUAAAUUAAUUUUGUUAAAAGUUCUUUUCUUUUUAUAAGAUCUUUGAUGGGGUUUGGGAGUUAUUAUGAGUUGUUAAAAUGGGUGUCUUGGUUUCUGUAAUUGCA
Messenger RNA from Arabidopsis thaliana (thale cress), 1146 nucleotides. It is a transcript of the gene PRS, whose product is annotated as Homeodomain-like superfamily protein. Gene Ontology annotation, molecular function: DNA binding; DNA-binding transcription factor activity. The record is from RefSeq and is marked reviewed. Gene Ontology annotation, cellular component: nucleus. The transcript is spliced from 2 exons. Bases 103 to 837 code for a protein of 244 amino acids. NCBI's taxonomy places the organism in Eukaryota, Viridiplantae, Streptophyta, Magnoliopsida, Brassicales, Brassicaceae. Gene Ontology annotation, biological process: plant organ development.